Komagataella phaffii GS115 is the source of this 2985-nucleotide messenger RNA. Its product is annotated as Nuclear 5' to 3' single-stranded RNA exonuclease, involved in RNA metabolism. Gene Ontology annotation, molecular function: 5'-3' RNA exonuclease activity; RNA binding. The coding region runs from base 1 to 2985 and encodes 994 amino acids. NCBI's taxonomy places the organism in Eukaryota, Fungi, Ascomycota, Pichiomycetes, Pichiales, Pichiaceae. Gene Ontology annotation, biological process: nuclear-transcribed mRNA catabolic process. The record is from RefSeq and is a predicted model, not a curated record. Gene Ontology annotation, cellular component: nucleus. The transcript has a single exon.
AUGGGUGUUCCAGCAUUGUUCAGAUGGUUGUCUAGAAAGUACCCGAAGAUCAUCUCGCCUGUGAUACAAGACGAAGAUGUGGAUAUUGAUGGCGAAUCCCGUCCCACUAGGUACGAGGACCCCAAUCCCAACGGAGAGCUAGACAAUCUCUACCUAGAUAUGAAUGGUAUCGUGCACCCGUGUUCGCAUCCAGAACACAAACCAGUCCCAGAGACUGAGGACGAGAUGAUGCUGGAUGUUUUUGCCUACACAGAGAAUGUGAUCAUGAUGGCUAGGCCGAGAAAGGUGAUCUACAUCGCCGUUGAUGGUGUUGCUCCCAGGGCCAAGAUGAACCAGCAACGUUCCAGAAGGUUCAGGUCUGCACAGGAUGCUAAAGAUGCUAAUGAAAAAAAGGCGGCAGAGCUAAAGGAGAUGGAAAAGAAAGGUGAAAUCAUUGAUGACGCCAUCAAGAACAAAAAGACAUGGGAUUCCAACGCAAUUACACCAGGUACACCCUUUAUGCAUCGAUUGGCCGACUCUUUACGCUACUGGGCGGCCUAUAAGCUGACUACUGAUCCAGGGUGGAGUGGAAUUGAGGUCAUCAUUAGCGAUGCCUCUGUACCCGGUGAGGGUGAACACAAGAUUAUGUCCUAUGUAAGAUCACUACGCUCUUCUCCCAAACACGAUCCAAAUACCACCCACUGUAUCUAUGGAUUGGACGCAGACUUGAUUUUCCUGGGCUUGGCUACUCAUGAACCCCAUUUUAAGAUUUUGAGAGAGGACGUGUUUGCUCAAGACAAAAAGAGUUACUCCCUUCAAGAUCAGCUACGUAUGACUGACAUUGAGAGACAAGAACUUAAAGAUAAGAAAACACCUUUCUUAUGGUUACAUCUGAAUAUUUUGAGAGAAUACCUGCAAAUUGAGUUGAAUGUGCCGGGACUUUCGUUUCCUUUUGACUUGGAAAAAUCUAUAGAUGAUUGGGUGUUUAUCUGUUUCUUUUGUGGUAACGAUUUUUUGCCGCAUUUACCAUCGUUGGAUGUUAGAGACAACAGUAUUACCACAUUGGUAACAAUCUGGAAGCAAAUUUUGCCAACUAUGAAAGGAUACUUGACCACAGAUGGGUAUUUAAACUUGCCCGCUGUGGAGAGACUGUUGGCAGAACUGGCAAAGAAGGAGGAUUAUAUUUUCAGAAAAAGGUAUGAGGACGAAAAGAGAUCACUAGAGAACCAAAAGAGAAGAAAACUUGCUCAAGAGCAAAGUUCGGCUAGAUCUCAAAAUGCUCCCAAUAUUUCAACUGGAAAGGACAAAGCUCCGUUAACGCCUAAUCAGAAUAUUCCACUUUAUACCACUAGCGGAGAAAGCGUUGGAAUUAAAAUGACCGACUCUGAGAUGGUUAACAACUCGGCAUUAAUUACUAAAGCAAAUGAAGCCAAUAAGAGCAUCGCUGAAUUAUUGAAACAGAACCUGCAAAAUGAGAUUAAUAAAAAGAGAAAAAUUAGCAACGAAGAGCAAGAAGUAGUUAAAGAAUCAGUUGAAGAAGUCGUUGAAGAAGAAGACGAUGUGCUUGUCACAUCUGAUCCUGAAGACUCGUCCACUGAGAUUUUGAUUCCCAAGAAUGAAGAGAUUAGAUUAUGGGAGCCAGGAUAUAGAAAGCGAUAUUACGAAACGAAGUUUCACACUAAGGACCCUCAGAAGGUUAAGAAAAUUGCCAGGAAUAUGGUUCAAAAGUACAUUGAAGGUGUAUCAUGGGUUCUUUUAUACUAUUAUCAAGGCUGUCCAUCUUGGAAUUGGUACUAUCCAUACCAUUACGCUCCUUUUGCAGCUGACUUUGUAAAUUUAUCUGAACUCAAGAUUGAGUUCGUUGAGGGAACACCGUUCAGACCGUAUGAGCAGCUGAUGAGUGUUUUACCAGCCGCUUCAAGCCAUAAUCUACCGGAUGUUUUUAGAAGCUUGAUGUCUGAUGCUAAUUCGGAGAUCAUUGAUUUUUAUCCAGAGGAGUUUCCCUUGGACAUGAAUGGUAAGAAGGUAAUUUGGCAAGCCAUACCAUUGCUGCCUUUCAUUGAUGAAAACAGGCUGUUGAAAGCGGUACAAUCAAAGUAUGAUCAACUUACCGAAGACGAAAAGUUUAGAAAUACCAACAGGUCAGAAAUUCUGGUUCUAGGAAGAAGCCAUUCACAUUAUCCCACGUUAGUCAAGGAAUUGUACGAAGAGGGAAAAGAUAGUUACGAAUUUCAAGUUGACAGUUCGGGAGUAUCAGGAGUAGCAAUUAAACUGCAGUCCUUUGAUAGGUCUGGAGUUCUUCGCCUACCUGUCAAACAACUCGAAGGAUAUCGUCACUACCCUGACAUUUCAAAUAGAGAUUUCCUGAUGGUGGAAUUCAAGCAAUUACCUAAGUCACAUGCAAAAUCUAUGAUUCUGUCAGGUUUAAUUCCUCAUUUGCGGAGACUAACUCAAGAAGAUAAAGACAGCAUUUUGUAUGGAGGAACCAAUUUCUACGGCCGAAACAGAUUCAGUCCUGAAGAGAACGCUGACUUCAAGCAAUACAUUGGCCCACAUGGAAAGUCACAGUACUUACCAAGACAGGGAGGAUAUAAGGCUUUCAUUCAAAUCCACAGUGAUGAGGCCAAGGGACAUAGACAUGGCAUCUACCACGGAGGAAGUCAUACUGAGACUGAGUUCCGAAGAGGCGGAGGAUAUCAUCAACAUGGAAACCGUGGAGGUAGAGGUGGAUACCAAGGAAAUCAGGGAUAUCAAGCUAAUUCGGGUGGGUACCAGAAUAGUUAUCAAGGAUCGUAUCAAGGCGGAUACCGUGGUGGGUAUCAGGGAGGCUCCCAGGGUAGAUAUCAAGCUGGCUAUCAGUCUGGCUACCAAGGCGGUUAUCAGGGUGAAUACAAAAAUGGAUACCAAGGAGGAUACCAGGGCAAUCAAGGUAACCAGGGCUAUAAUCGGCAAACUUACAAUGCUUCAAAAUCAGGAACUUUGCCUAUGAAAAGAAGGCACAACUAA